AUGCAGAAGCCCAGUAAUGACGCUGUAAACUCUACGUGUUCAGCGAACGCACCCUGUCACGAAGGGACAACCGCCAGGGAUCGUGCAGAGGAUGACCUAGCCGCAUGUCUGCAAGUGGAGAUUCACCGAUUGCGACUACUGGACGCAAUGCCAAAUCAUGCCGAUGUGAUCGUGUCUGUAUACCUUCAUGGAGGCAUAAGUCGCCGUUCGUGCUUGGUAGGUGAAUCUCGGACGGAGCUAGAGUUCGAGUUUGGGCAUGUAACUAAAAUUAUGGAGAUCCCUCGACCUUACUUGUCCCAGGCUGGCAGCGAGAGCGUGGGUGUGCUUCUGAGAUCAAAGCGCAUGUUUAUGGGCCUAGGGCGCCGAAGAAUUUGGGGCUCUUCUUCUAACACAAAUAAUGCGAGUGAUGCGUCCAACGGCGCUAAGGGCAGUGCGGCUAGAACGAAUUUCGGUACACAGAAUGAAGAUACUAGCCGCGCUUCAGUGCCACAGAGAGGGCCGCUGGAAUUUACUGUUUGGCUAGACAAUGGGAAGGAUCGUGUUUGCGCAGGCAAAUGUACAUAUACCCUUAGCCAGUUGGACCCUGUGCUGGCAUGCGAGUCUGUGUGGCUGCCGAUCCUAACGGAGCAGGGCCUCUUGCACAGCGGGUUGCUGGUGAGCUUGGAUCUUGUGCGUGAUGAGAAGCAUCUUAAACCGAUUGACCAGCAAGACUUGGAACAGUACAUGAACUUGCUGCCGGCGAAUGAGCCUGUGGGCAUGGUGGAAGAAAAUGAGGAUAUCGUGGACGAAGGUAUUUCAGAAACGAGUGCUGAUGGCGAAGAUGAUGGGAUAGGAGGUGUUGGUGUUGGCGAUGGCGUUGACGAUGGUGGUAGUAUGGCCUCCCCCAUGGGCCCACCAUUCUCAGGGAUGCAUGCCCUUGGUUUGAACAAUCGUGACGGCGACGAGUCCUGGCCCAUCCCUACUGGAGAUGGCGGUGCAUUGAUACGACGGCGGCCGCCAGUGCAGCGACCGCGCCUUGAGCCGAAAGUCUCGACAGCCUCACCAAUUGUCGAUUUUGUGAAUUUGAGCGAUUCGGAUACACUGUCAGUGGAGACAGGUGAAAAUCGACGCGUUUCGUGGCGACCUCGAGCGAGGCGAUUGGGCUUGGCAAAGCUCCGACCACGAUCAUAUUCAGCCAGUCAAUCCGGAAUAGCACAAGAGUCAGAUGCAAAGCGGGUGGCCAGACUUACGCCGCAUGACUAUGCGUUUUGGGGAAAUCCUGGCCAUGGCGUGCAGGGCAUUGUCAUGAUGGAAAUUAAGGGUGCACGCGACUUGCCCCGCUGGCAAAACUUGACGCAUACGUCGUUUGACAUGGAUCCCUUCGUGGUGGUGUCUUUUAAUCGCAAAGUAUUUCGCACACGUGUUUGCCGUCAUACAUUGAAUCCUGACUGGCGUGAGAAACUUUAUUUUCAUGUCCACAGUCGUGAAAUGAGCUACAGUGUGCGCUGUGCUGUGUAUGAUUGGGAUAAUAUCUCGUCGAACGACUAUGUGGGAGAAGUAAGCCUUGACAUAAGCUCGCUUAUGAAUGCUACCAAGCACUCAACGGCAAACGACACGUUAUCACAGGAUGAAGGAGAUGAGAACGAUGCGUCACACAUGGUCACGUUCGACUUGCCGCUACAACGCGAGGGUCAUGAUGAGGAUGCCAAAUUUGGUAAAGGCAAAGCGCGACCGAGACUGCAGCUGGACGCCGUGUAUCGACCAUACGCAGUGCUACGUCGGCGCUUUUGGCGGGAAAUGCUUCGCUUGUAUGAUACCAAUGACACUGGUGGCAUUGACAUUGACGAGCUGCAAACCAUGCUUCUGAGUCUCGGCAGCACACUCACGACUGAGACGCUGCUGGGCUUCUUCAAUCGCUUUGGGAAGCAACCAUUCGGAGACGAGCUUACGAUGGACGAGGGUGUGCGGGUACUAGAAGAUGAACUGCACAAGCCGUGGACAGAACGACGUGCGUGCACGCUGCCACCAGACAUGGAAGCUGAAGAAACCGACGAUACACCUGAUGUGGAGCGUGUGAUUCGUCUGCGAGCUUGCCCCUUGUGCCACAUGCCCCGUUUGUCCCAUGCAGAUGAGCGUGAUAUCGUCGCACACCUUGCACUAUGUUCGUCGCAGGAGGGACGCGCCGUGGACGACAUCAUGGUCUCGAACUUUGUGACGGCAACGCAGGCGCGCCGUAAGUGGUAUACAAAUAUGUUUCGCACGGUAAGCCAGGGCGUAUACCGAAUCGGUGCAAACAGUGCAAACAUUCUGGUGCAGGACCGUAUAAGUGGCCAGCUAGUGGAAGAAAAAAUGCAGGUGUAUGUGCGGCUUGGCAUCCGACUCUUAUACCAGGGAGCAAAGAGUCGGAUGGAGGGGGCACGCGCACGCCGCAUGCUCCGAAACAUGUCGCUGAAGCAAGGGGCGAAGUAUGAUCACCCAAGCAGUGUGCGAGCAAUCAAGCCGUUUGUCAUGUUUCACGGGAUCGACGAGAAUGAAAUGGUGGAAUCAGUUUCUUCGUUUGCGACAUUCAAUGAUUUUUUCUGCCGCCGAAUCCGAAUGGAGCUUCGGCCCCUCGCUGAGCCAGGGAAUCCCGGCUGCAUGGUGAGCUGUGCAGACUGUCGCCUCAUGGUAUUCAACCGUGUUGAUCGAGCGAUGCAGCUUUGGAUCAAAGGGCGCCAGUUUUCAGUAGAUAAGCUGCUGGGCGGUAAGGUGUCUCAGAAAACUUGGCCGGAUACGACCAGCCUUGCACUCGCCAUCUUUCGGCUUGCGCCACAGGACUACCACCGGUUCCACGCACCCGUCGAUGGUGUCGUCGGCGAAAUGACUCGGAUCAGUGGCGAAUACUAUACCGUCAAUCCCAUGGCGAUUCGCAGUGCGAUUGAUGUCUAUGGCGAAAACACGCGCGUCGUGAUCCCAAUUUCCACACGCGACUUCGGCGACGUGUAUCUUGUUGCCAUUGGCGCUAUGAUGGUCGGCUCCAUCAUUCUGACCGUAUCACCACAACAGCACGUAAAGCGGGGUUACGAGCUUGGCUACUUCAAGUUCGGGGGCAGUACACUGGUACUUCUCGUUGAUGGUGCACGCAUCCGCUGGGACGACGACCUGCUCAUCAACUCUAAUACGUGCAUCGAAACGCUCGUGCGAGUAGGCAUGCGGAUUGGCGUGACGCCGCCCGCCACCUCUGUCGCCCUGUCUGUCUCGGCCGAUCGAGAUGUGACAAAUACGCGUGCUUCUAAUGGGUGCUCUACGUUCCAACACGUACGAUGA
Messenger RNA from Malassezia globosa CBS 7966, 3285 nucleotides. RefSeq lists its product as uncharacterized. The record is from RefSeq and is a predicted model, not a curated record. Gene Ontology annotation, molecular function: calcium ion binding; phosphatidylserine decarboxylase activity. Gene Ontology annotation, biological process: phospholipid biosynthetic process. The transcript has a single exon. The coding region runs from base 1 to 3285 and encodes 1094 amino acids. NCBI's taxonomy places the organism in Eukaryota, Fungi, Basidiomycota, Malasseziomycetes, Malasseziales, Malasseziaceae.